Carassius carassius (crucian carp) is the source of this 3633-nucleotide messenger RNA. It is a transcript of the gene kcnb1, whose product is annotated as potassium voltage-gated channel, Shab-related subfamily, member 1. Gene Ontology annotation, cellular component: membrane; voltage-gated potassium channel complex. The coding region runs from base 595 to 3099 and encodes 834 amino acids. The record is from RefSeq and is a predicted model, not a curated record. Gene Ontology annotation, biological process: potassium ion transmembrane transport; protein homooligomerization. NCBI's taxonomy places the organism in Eukaryota, Metazoa, Chordata, Actinopteri, Cypriniformes, Cyprinidae. The transcript is spliced from 4 exons. Gene Ontology annotation, molecular function: protein binding; delayed rectifier potassium channel activity.
GGUUGCUUCGAGCACUGCUCCAAAAAGCGGAUGCGUUUCGCAUAUGAAAUAAGAGACUAUCUUCUGUAUUGCCCGCUCUUCAGGCGCCAUUUUUACACAGGUUACUCGUAACGACACAGAAGGAGCUGCUCCAAGAGCCUCUUGGUGCUGGGUGGCAAGGGUUAAACGCGCCGUCUCUCUGCCAUUGGGCGGUGAGACUACGGAGAGCCAGCCAUCUGCAAGGAAAGCAGCUGUCGCCUUCACGCAAGAGACGUUAGACAUCAGUGAACGAAAACAGUGUGGAUUCACCCCAAGACCUGUUGAUAUUUUUCCAUAAACAAAAAGCGGAGCGCUAUUUGUAUGUUUGGAGAAGAAGAACGAGCUGCUGUCUACUGGCUUUAUUUAAACGGUGACAUUCCUGUGUUUCCCCUUAUUUAAAUGCUUGAUUUCACACAGCUGUCAGCAAUGAGUCUUCACAAAUUAAGCUGUACGGUCGGGCUCCAGCCGACGUUACACUUAACUCUUUAGUUGCAAGGAGCUCAACUAAAAUGAAACAGCUCGGAGAACCACUGGUUACAACGCCAAAUUCAUAGGGUAGUGUGCACAAAAAACAAAAUGGAUAAACCAUCCGCAGGAAUAAGUAAAGUUGGCUCUCGCUCGACAGCUUCUCUGCCCCCGGAUCCUGUGGACAUAAUCCGGAGUAUGUCGUGCUACCGGCGUGUCAAACUGAAUGUAGGGGGUCUGCCGCACGAGGUCCUGUGGAGAACCCUGGACCGACUACCGCGCACGCGACUGGGCAAGUUACGAGACUGCAAAACCCACGAAUCACUCAUGGACAUAUGCGACGACUACAACCUAGAGGACAACGAGUACUUUUUUGACCGCCACCCCGGGGCGUUCACUUCUAUACUGAACUUCUACCGCACUGGAAAGUUGCACAUGAUGGAGGAAAUGUGCGCCCUGUCCUUCAGCCAGGAGCUGGACUACUGGGGGGUGGAUGAGAUCUACCUGGAGUCCUGUUGCCAGGCGCGGUACCAUCAAAAGAAAGAACAGAUGAACGAGGAACUGAAACGGGAAGCUGAUACUCUGAAGGACCGGGAGGGUGAAGAAUUCGAUAAUACGUGUUGUUCAGAGAAAAGGAAGAAACUGUGGGACCUACUAGAGAAACCAGGCUCGUCUGUAGCAGCCAAGAUCUUGGCAAUCAUUUCUAUUCUAUUCAUCGUGCUCUCCACUAUCGCUUUGUCUCUUAACACCCUCCCAGAGCUGCAAGCGACAGACGAGUUUGGUCAGACAACUGAUAAUCCCCAGCUGGCCCAUGUGGAGGCGGUGUGCAUCGCUUGGUUCACCAUGGAAUAUCUUCUUCGCUUCCUUUCCUCACCAAACAAAUGGAAAUUUUUUAAAGGUCCCCUCAAUGUCAUCGACUUGCUGGCCAUCCUACCAUAUUAUGUCACCAUAUUCCUGACCGAGUCCAACAAGAGUGUGCUGCAAUUCCAGAAUGUGCGGCGGGUGGUGCAAAUCUUUCGAAUCAUGCGGAUUUUGCGCAUCCUCAAGUUGGCACGUCACUCCACAGGGUUGCAGUCACUGGGCUUCACGCUACGACGGAGUUACAAUGAGCUGGGUCUGCUUAUCCUCUUCUUAGCAAUGGGGAUCAUGAUAUUUUCGAGUCUAGUUUUCUUUGCUGAGAAGGACGAGGAUGACACCAAGUUCAAGAGCAUCCCUGCCUCCUUCUGGUGGGCCACUAUUACCAUGACCACUGUUGGAUAUGGGGACAUUUACCCCAAGACACUUUUGGGUAAGAUCGUUGGUGGACUCUGCUGCAUAGCUGGAGUGUUAGUCAUUGCCCUACCCAUUCCCAUCAUCGUCAACAACUUCUCUGAAUUCUACAAGGAGCAGAAACGGCAAGAGAAGGCCAUAAAGAGACGGGAGGCUCUAGAGCGAGCCAAACGCAAUGGCAGCAUAGUGUCCAUGAAUGUUAGAGAGGCAUUUUCCCGUGGAGCAGAGCUUCUGGAUGUGGUGGUCAUGGACAAAGGUGAGAGAACCCAGGACAACCAUCUCUCACCCAGUCGAUGGAAAUGGUCAUCCAAGCGGGCAGCUUCAGAGACCAGUUCUAAUCGCUCCUUCAAUCCAGACCAAGGUUCACCUAGCAAGGCGGGAGCUUCUAGUCCACAGAGGCUUAAUGCACAGAAACUAGAAGAGAUGUAUAACCAUAUGGCAAAGACUCAGUCACAGCCCAACCUGAACUCCAAAGACAGAGGUUCAUCCCGAGCAGGCCAUAGAAGGGAUGAAAUUGAGCUGGGAGCUUUGCCAGGUCAAGGAGGCGACCCAAUGAUUGGGGGUCGUGAAGGGGUGGUAGAUUUGAAAAGUCUGUCAAGCAUUGACAGUUAUAUCAGCUGUGCAACAGACUUCCAAGAGAACCCACGAUUCCCCUACAGUCCGGCAGGAGGUCUAUCCCUCCCAGAGAGCUCUCGGUUCUCCCACAGCCCUGGUUCUGGCCUCUCUGGGCGGGUCAGUGCUAAUCCAAGUCUGCAGACUACAUUGGAGCAUGAGACUAUGCUCAAACCACCAUGUUCUGGUUCUAGACCUCUCAACAGUGAGGGUUUGCGGCAACAAGGACUUCUCGGAAACUCUCAUAAAAUGCAUUCAGUUAGGGUGAAUCAUCGUAAUUGUGGGGAGGCCAGUCCAUCAGGUGGUCCUCUAUCUGACAGCUCUAUUCUUUCUGACCACUCCAUCAUAAGCCCCGAGGUGUCUGUCUAUACAACAGCCAGCAGCAGGACUCCACCUAAGACACCAGAGAGAAAAGCAUUCACCCCUGCAGUCUUCACUUUUCAUGAUGCAUCCAUCAGCAAGUACAUUGAUGCCGACACAGAUGACGAGGAGCACUUGCGCGAAGGUGGCCCAUCGGAGCGCCUGCUGGGUGGCCUGAGCUCCAAGCCUCGGCCCAGUGGUUACCAGGGCACCGUCAACCACUUGGAAGCUGCCCAAAGGCUGCUCGGUCAGAACUGCCUAUUCCCACUGAGAAGUAGCCCAAGUGUUGGCCAUGAGAACCAUGUGGCUUCAGAGAACUCACGAAAGCCUAAAGGGGACAGGGGACAUUCCAACGCAUUUGAUAAGGGCCUCUGAGUCCUCAGGGUCAUAAGUUGGACUCCAAAGGGAGUCCAAGAAGGGAAAGAAGGCCCAGUUCAGUCAAGGACUGACUAAUGUACAAUGGAGAAUCAUUUUACGGGCAUCUGACCAGGGGGCCUACCUUGGUGACUUUAUGCGGGAGAGUUCACUGGAAAACAGUGGUCAUCAUGUUACAUCAUUAAGGAACAUGAUCUUGAGGAUGUACUACUGCCUACACCUUUUGCUCUUUUUCCUCUUCUGUAAACAAGCCUGCAUCGAACGGCUAAGAUAAAGCCAGAGCCGGUCUGGUCUACAGUUGUUUGUGAAAAGAACAGAAUGUAUUCUAAAGCUUAAUUAGUUUUAGACUAAACACUUACCAGACAUUUAAAUGCAGAUGUGCAUUGUAAAUCAAGGGGGACAGUCCGUCACUGCCCACGUCAGCAAGUCACUGUCCAGAGCCCACCUUAAAGAUUAGCAUUAGAAACAUGUUAUACUCUGUUUACUAGUGCACCCUUCCCCUGUCCCCUAAUAAACUGGCCUUACUUAACUGCA